Messenger RNA from Cyclopterus lumpus (lumpfish), 2245 nucleotides. It is a transcript of the gene mvk, whose product is annotated as mevalonate kinase. The transcript is spliced from 10 exons. NCBI's taxonomy places the organism in Eukaryota, Metazoa, Chordata, Actinopteri, Perciformes, Cyclopteridae. Bases 277 to 1470 code for a protein of 397 amino acids. The record is from RefSeq and is a predicted model, not a curated record. Gene Ontology annotation, biological process: cholesterol biosynthetic process; isoprenoid biosynthetic process. Gene Ontology annotation, molecular function: ATP binding; mevalonate kinase activity. Gene Ontology annotation, cellular component: cytoplasm.
GGACACAUGUUCGUCCCUCCUCCCGUAUGUCAGCCGUGUUGUUUAACAUGUUUCCAUCCCGCUGCGUUGAGGAGUCUCAGUCCGUCAGAUCUUUGACCAAACCUGCUGUUAAAUCCUCUAUCUUCAUGGAAGUCGUAGAGCCGUCGGGCAGCGCUGUCAACCGCUUGCUGCUGCUUCAGAGGAUUAACAUGUGCUAAACGUGCUAAGCUCGCUAAUAAUAACACUGUCAGAGACAAGUUUUGGACAGAUCGUUGCACUCUGGAAACUGUUACAGAAAUGCAAGUCAAGGACGUCUUCGUGUCUGCUCCAGGGAAGGCGAUCCUCCACGGAGAGCAUGCGGUUGUGCACGGAAAGGUGGCUCUUGCUGUGAGUUUGAACCUGAGAACAUAUUUAUGGUUGAAAGGCACCACUACUGGCAAUGUUUGCAUCAACCUCCCAAAUAUCGACACAUUCCUCUGCUGGGACCUCUCUGAACUGAAGCCGCUUAUUCCUUAUUCAUGUGGUAAGAGGGAGGAGGUGAAACGUCUGGAUGCGGACCUUGUGAGGAGACUGCAUGAAUUUCUUGGUGUCACCAAUGGAAACUUGGAUACUUGCAACAUGGCCACCAUAGCCUUCCUUUACAUCUACCUCUCAGUAUUUGGAUCAGGUGAGCUGCCCAGCUUGACGCUGACUGUGUGGUCUGAGCUGCCUACUGGAGCAGGACUGGGGUCAAGUGCUGCCUACUCUGUGUGCCUAAGUGCAGCUCUGCUCUGUGCAAGUGGAACCAUCCCCGCUCCUCUCAAAGAGUGGGAUCACACUGCCAGGUGGUGUCAGGAGGACCUAGAGCGGAUCAACAGCUGGGCUUUCCAAGGGGAGAUGAUCAUCCAUGGUAAUCCUUCUGGAGUAGACAACGCUGUAGGAACAUGGGGUGGCAUGCUGAGAUUCUUGGCCGGGAAGAUAAUACCGCUGAGCAGGGUGCCGUUAUUAAGAAUCCUCCUCACUAACACCAAAGUACCGCGUAGCACCAAGGUACUUGUUGCCAGGGUGAAGGACAAGAUUAACAAGUUUCCCUCCAUCAUGAACCCGGUGCUUGACUCAGUUGAUGCCAUUUCCUGCAAUUGUGAGAGAGUCCUCUCAGAAAUGACCUGUGAGCCCAUCACUGGAGAGCACUACAAUAUUCUAGAGGAGCUCAUUGACAUGAACCAGCACCAUCUGAAUGUGAUGGGUGUGGGGCACCCUUCACUGGACACACUGUGCCGGGUCACAUUGACCAAAGGGCUCCAUAGCAAGCUAACCGGCGCAGGGGGAGGAGGCUGCGGCAUCACCCUUCUGAGACCAGAAACGGACUCCUCUGUUGUCCAGACCACAAUGCAGGACUUGAAAGACUGCGGCUUUGACUGCUGGGAAACGAGCAUUGGCACGCCGGGUGUCCAGCAGCACUCUGCACUCUCGGUUAAAGAGGAAGUUCUGGAGAUUUUAAACCGCUACUGAGGCUGAACAAGAGGACCCUUUGUCUUCUUACCUCAAGACCUGAGAGCGAUGCUCAACUAACGAAGUGCGACGAGUGCACCGAGUGGAGCUGCACAGAACUUCAUGGAUUUUCCCAACAAUCAAAUCUUUUUUUAAACUAACAACAAAGCAACUGUGUCUCUAACAAAUUACUGAUAUUCAUUUUGAAAUGUGGGGAAAUGAUUGCUCAAGGGCACAGUUAUAUGUAUUGAGCGCUUUGUCCACUAGAUGGCAUCGGAGUUGCACAACUGCUUUUUAUGGGAACAUUUUUAUGGUAAGAGGCUCUGAUAAAUUGAUUAAUAUAUAUGUGAAGCACUGGCAGAAUUAAUUUAUAUCUUCAUUCAAAUGUUAAAUGCAAGGGAGCCAACACAUGUUAAUGGAUCAGAAGACUGUCAGUCAUCAACUGCUCACCGUCAGCAUUGUAACAUGCAAUGUUGUAACAUAAUCGCUAGAGUGAAGGUGGUUAUUUGACAGAAAAUGAUUGAUAAAUGUAAUUGUUUUUGCUUCUUUAACAAAAUCCAAUGUUUAUUAUUCAGAUUUCUACAAAGAGGUUUAUCAAAGUAUCUGUGCGUUGAUAUUUCUUUGCAUCAUAUUCAAUGUUGGUGAGACCAGGAAAUGAUGGAAAUGGCAUAAAUAUACAUUCUGAUGAGUUAUUAUAAAUACAGUUGUAUGCUGCUUUGAAUCAACAUUCAACCUAUUGUGUUAUUUUGAUUUACCGUGAACAUAAAAGCAAAUACAAAAUAAUGCUGAAACCAAA